AUGACACUGUGGACGCCGAACAAAAAAACGAGUAACAGUCUCGGCCCGGUGUCGUACGGGACCUCACGAUGUAAAAACGACACUAUUAACCCAAUAUCUAAACCGAGAUUGACCCCGCUACAUGGAGGUCACUCUAGAAAAACGUCAAAACCCUUGCAAUCAUCGCUACAUGAUGAUUUGCGACAUUCCACUGUAUCCGUGCAGAAUUCAAUACUGCCAAAAUUCUCUGAAUCCACUGUAUCCACGAAAGGUUCAACACUGCCCAGAUCCUCUGAAUCCAAUGUAUUUGAAAUAACGAAUAAUCCUGCAAUAAUGCUAUUACCUCAUGUACUCGUUGAAUCCACUGUGUCAGACAUUCCCUUAUCCUUACUUGUAGACUCUGGGUCAUCAGUAAGCUUAUUAAAAAUUACCUGCAUUGAAAGACUGCCUAAGCUCAAUAAGGAAAAAAAUCAACUCAAAGGUAUUGACUCAUCGGAAGAGCCCAUUCAAACUCGAGGUCACUUUCAACUAAAAUUACGCCUUCCUAAGUCUUCUAUAUCACAUCAGUUUCACGUCAUUGAUAAAAUACACUUGCCUUAUGAUGGCAUAAUAGGUUCUGAUAUGCUUAACGCGCAUAGCUGCAACAUCGACAUAACCAAUAACGCGCUUCACAUUGGUAAAUCAUCCUUAAAGCUACAUUUUACAAUACAGCUGUCUACCUGA
Molecule: messenger RNA, 702 nt
Organism: Leptosia nina
Lineage: Eukaryota; Metazoa; Arthropoda; Insecta; Lepidoptera; Pieridae
Source: the annotation of a GenBank genome assembly